UGUCAGUCAAAAUCUACUAAUAAAUGACCGCAUAAUAAUAACCUGUACUCCAGUUUUAGGGAAAGAUAAACAAUACCAAGUGUCUGCUUCCGGUACAUUUUCUGGACAGUUUUUACUAUGAAAUAUAAUAAUUAUGUCACCGAUAGCGAAAUUUUUAUUCUUCUAUAAAACAGUCAGUUACGCUUUGGUUCCUGUUAUUCAGGUAAACAUAUUCGCAUCAUUUCAAAAUACACCACAGUUACGUCGUUUGUAACACGAAACAUGUUGCAGACAGUGGCUUUGGUGCCUGUGGUUUUAUAUGGGGCCCUUACAUGCACACAGUUAGGCUUGAACUUCACAGGGAAACCAGGCAACAGAACGCAAUUUUUUUUUUGAAUUCAAUGAAUGUAUCAUUAUGAGCUUUUAUUAAGUUCUGAUGCCGAAUCCUCAUGUUGUUUGUGACCUUUAUUAUUUUUUAACACAAUAACAACAUUUUAUGUAUAAAGUGGUAAUGCAUGAAACAUUUCUGACAAUCGCAGUGCGAUUUUAUUGCAUUAUGACAGACAUUUUAUUCCGCCAUUUAUUUUUCUCGCCUUACGAAGUGAUUUAACAAAUUACGACUUUCGUAUUCAUAUAUCCUGCAUACACGCGCGUAGGCAGAUUCAGAUACUUUUGUUUAUUAUUGCAUUAAAUUCUGAAUUCAUAAUGUCAUGAUCUCUUAAUGAAAUAAACAGAACUGAAUAUCAUUCUCCUCAUUGUAUUUCGUAAACACAAUAAUUUGUUAAUUAUCUGAUUUCUGAUUAAAUAAAUCCCACCAUAUUCAAUGGUUUUUGAUGUGUAAGCGCGUAAUGCUUUUCAAGAUUUAUUGACUCAAAUUCACUGCUUCAUUUUGCUGUCAGGCCAGAGAUGCUGCAAACAGGUUUUUUACAUUUUUUACUAGUUUUCCCGUCGCUUUUCGUCUGAAUCCAAGCUCUUUCUCCAUAAAGAGUGACUUUAUUGCUACUUUCCUGCUUCAUUGCUUGUCACAGAGCACAGUUUUUUAAUCAGUUGACACCUCAUGGAGUGUUUGCGUUAAUAGAGACAGAAUAUGAAUCAUAACCACAGCUGCUAUGUUACUGGUCUACUACUCAAAAUAUAGGUCUGGUGAUUCACAAAUGAAGCCCAAGGGUUACAUGUUUCUUAAAUGAUUGCUUUGGCGUGAAUGUAGCAAGUUUGAUGUAAUAUACAAGAACCCAUUGUCUCUUGAAGAAAAGAGAAAGGAAAAUGUACAGUAAAGAACAAAAUCAGGAUGAAAGUUGUCAUUCAGCGCGUAACCUGAAACGAUAUGAUUUAUAUUUCCAAGGAGAGGGAAAAUCGCAUCGUAUAUAUUGCAUCUCGAAACACAAAAAACUUAAUGGUGUAUUUUGAGAUAAAUUUCAGCGGUGAAUAUUUUUCCCCCUCUGGUUGUGCACAAUAAACUGCAACCUGUGAAAUCAGCUAUGUUUCGAGGACAUUCUUAUCUUGUGCUGGAGCACAGAAUCCUGGAAGUUCUCGCGCUGAGCCUUGGACGUCAAAGAGGCACCAAUACCGGGCAGUGAAUACGCGGCACAUUUCAAAGGAUUUUCUCUGGGAUAUUUUUUUGAGACAGGAGUCAAGCCGAGAACACAUGCCUGUCCUUUUUAAAACAGGCCCAGCUCCCGUCAAUCACAGCACAUAUCCACCAAUCCCAAAGCGCUGAGUUUUAAAAGCACUGCUGCCCUGCUGGGCUGUUAUAUUGCACCAUGGCCUGUUUCAGAGCAUUUUUACUACAACCGUUAUUGCCACAAACCAAGAGCGCUCAGAGUGAACGGCAUGGGACGCGCACCAACUUUCGCCAACUUCCAUCCGCUGCUUCUUGUUCUUCCUCCUCCGAAGAGCCGGCAGUCUUAGGAAUUCCGCUUGCAUGUGAUGCACAACAGCCAAGUCGAGGGAAGUAAUAAAAAAAAUGUCUUGUCAAAUCUAAGGACAAGACCGCUGAUUGCUGAUUCUGCGAAUUUCCAGCCUUGCUUACUGCUGAUAUGUCAGCUCUGCCGAGGUUUGGUGGCUGCCCUCUUUCUCUGGUCUGCCGGGGGGAGAGCAAUUCUGAACCCAGCGUGGUGUUGCCACCUUUGGCAGGGGCGCACAUGGGACACCCCACUGGCAGUUCCUUAAAGCUCUGCCCCACGCACACUUUACGAGACCACCCCGAGACGAGGGCCAGUGCUUACGUUGGUUAUCCGGUCCCGCAGGCUUCAGAACCUGGUUACUCCUUCCAGCAGAUAGAUCAGAGUCCUAGGGGCACCAGCAGUGAAGCAGAUACUUGUGGAACAAACAUACCAGCAGUUACCGAUCAUCUGGCCUCAAGAGCCGCCCACCACAGCGCUGCUGGAAGGUACCGUGAUCUCCAGAGCUUUAGAGACACCAAGCCGUUUCUGAACGCCUACUACGAGCAGGCCCACGGCUCCUCAGAUGCUCCUCAAGACCUCAGUACCCAAGUGAUGUUUGGUUUGCCAAGGGAUUUACUCUCAAGAACACACUCUUACAGUCAGACACUCAGCGGGCCAAGGGGUAACAGGCAAGAGCUUGUAAGUCAGUUCCUGGGUCUAUACAAACCCCUGAACAUGGCCAUCCAGCGAAGAGGAGGUGACACUUUCCUCAGGUGGUCCGGGCAGAACGUGAAGCGCGAGAUGUUGUGCAAGUGGAGCGAGGGAAACGAGGGGGCGGAUAGCGGGUCGUGCGCGAGGACUUUUGGAACCAUGUAUGACCUGGUGAGCCAUGUAGCGCUGGAGCACCUCGGGGGACCCGACCAAGCCGAACACAUCUGCUACUGGGAGGACUGCUCGAGAGAGAGGAAACCGUUCAAAGCCAAAUACAAGCUGGUAAACCACAUCAGGGUUCACACAGGAGAAAAACCUUUCUCGUGCCCCUUCCGAGGCUGUGAGAAAGUUUUCGCAAGAUCGGAGAAUCUGAAGAUCCACAAGAGGACACACACAGGUGAGAAGCCUUUCAAAUGCGACUUCGAGGGCUGCAGCCGCAGGUUUGCGAACAGCAGCGACCGGAAGAAGCACUCCCACGUGCACUCCAACGACAAGCCGUACGCGUGCAGGGUCACGGGCUGCGACAAGUGCUACACGCACCCCAGCUCCCUGCGCAAGCACAUGAAACUCCACUGCGCGGACUACGCGGCCAAACCCCACGACGACCGCGACGACGGCGGCAGCGCGCACCUUCCCGCGCUCAAAAUGCGCGGCGUGGGGGAUCUCCAAAGCGCCCCCGCGCUCAAGCCCCACGUGGUGUGCCCGGUACUGCCCACCUCCUCGCGAGAGCCCCUGUCACCAGAGAUCAGGAGCAGCGGCUCCCCCAGGGCGCGCUUCCCUCACCCCUACGAGGGCGCGCUGGAGUGCUCGCGCGCGGCCCCCUGCGUCGCGGACCCCCUGUCCCUGCAAAGGGAACAUUUUAGGAAGGAGUUCACCCAGUACGCAUCGCACCAGCUGAGUCAAGGCUUCACCCAUAACCCUCGGACCCUCCAGAUUCAGGGUGGCUCGCCCUUCCAGAAGAGCAUCGUGAAUGGCUGGUACACCUGUCAGAGUGCCUCCGAGGCCUUCCCUCCAAAGCAGUGCGACAGUGUGUGCUCCGUGGGACUGAACGCGGGCGCCUUCGACUGAACACGAUCGCAUGUUGGCAUAUCAUCGUGAGCCGGGAUGGUCUUUGUGAGGCCGCUCCUUCCUGGUGGUGAAACGCUCGAGACAGUGUAAAUCAGUGCGCCGCCGUCUUCGUAGAUACACCCUUCGCUUCGUGUCACCACUUUGAGGAUUCCUUCUAGUUGUGUCCAACAUGAUUGCAAUUCGUGAUUAAAGUGUAAAGUGUGUGUCUUUUGGGGGUUCCUUUCUUCUGUACGUGCUGUGGGUUCGAGUCCCUCUUUACAGCUUCCAGCUGACCCCACCCCUCACCCCUUGCGUUUUUGUGCCGUCGUCUAAAAAUCGCCCGCUAACUCGCUGAGCUAAGAAGACAGGUCUGCAGGUUUGUUCUGGGAAGGUCACUGUUCAUAUACUCACCAUGAUUUCAUGUGUAUUUUUGACAAAGUGCAGACAAUUAAUGUUGUAAGUUUCAAGUUUUGCUCACUGUGUAACUACGUGUACAAAGCCCCCCAGCCUGUUAGUAUCAAGGGGUCCAUUCAAUCCAACCAAUAAACCCAACUAAAUGAGUUUUUGUAUUUAUUUACGUAAAUGCAUUUUUAUUUCAAUUCGCCAAUUUAAACUGACGAAAAAAAUUAAUAAGACCGUCUUCAGCCGAUAUGUUGAAAAGCCCUAAUCGGAUGGAUGGAAUUAAACCUCUCCAGUAACCAUGUAGUGUAACUGCGCUGUUAAUUUAUUUAUUUGUUGCAUUUCAUGUAGACAUAAAAAAAUAAAGUUACUGAUAUAAAA
This is a messenger RNA of Scleropages formosus (Asian bonytongue), 4400 nucleotides long. RefSeq names its product zinc finger protein ZIC 1-like. Gene Ontology annotation, biological process: regulation of transcription by RNA polymerase II. Gene Ontology annotation, cellular component: nucleus. The transcript is spliced from 2 exons. The record is from RefSeq and is a predicted model, not a curated record. Lineage: Eukaryota; Metazoa; Chordata; Actinopteri; Osteoglossiformes; Osteoglossidae. Gene Ontology annotation, molecular function: DNA-binding transcription factor activity, RNA polymerase II-specific; RNA polymerase II cis-regulatory region sequence-specific DNA binding. The coding region runs from base 2016 to 3641 and encodes 541 amino acids.